Suillus bovinus is the source of this 457-nucleotide messenger RNA. RefSeq lists its product as uncharacterized. The record is from RefSeq and is a predicted model, not a curated record. Bases 84 to 326 code for a protein of 80 amino acids. Lineage: Eukaryota; Fungi; Basidiomycota; Agaricomycetes; Boletales; Suillaceae. The transcript has a single exon.
GGUACACCGCCAACCGCAAGUUGUACAGCGCUGCUGCGAGUCUCAUCGUGUGCUCGCAGCGCUUAUUUUCGACAACUUUGACUAUGAUAUACAUCAGAUACCAAUGUUGUCAGGCUGUCUGGUGUGUGCUUAAUUCUUUGAUUUUCGCUUCUCUGAGCUCUUGUAAAAGUGUGUUGCUUGUCGUCUCGAGAGGAAGCCUAUCUGACAGAUUUUUUGAUUCGGACUCAUUCUGGGCUAAUACGAACAGAGGAGGUAAUAAGGAACGAAGCGAUGAUGCCGAGACAUCCUCACUCCCAAGCUGCGGAACUGUACACAGGCAUUGCUGACAAUGCAGGGCCAGUACCCAGCCUGAUGUCGCUGGUACCGGUAAAGCCAACCUCCCACGAUGCAGAAUAACCUUCAGAUCCCAGAGAGGCCAAAUAAAAAACGAUACAAGCCAUGUUUCAUGUGUUUCCAG